CCUCUCUAUUUAUUUUUUCCGCACUCUCAUUUUCAUUGUGGUUGAAGGUCCAGAUUUGAUUUGAUUUGAACUCUAAUUAGGAGGUGUUUUCUUUUGCUUCUUUAAGAUCAUUAUCUUCUACCAGACACUCGUUUACGCGCACUAUUCAUAGCCCAGAAGCUCAGGUAUUGAUACUCUCGAGGUGCCACUAUAUCAACAACUCGUUUUAAUUUUUUUUUACCCCUUUUGAUCUCUCUGAUUUUUCUUCUUUUGGAAAAUCAAUCAUAAUAGAAUGGCCUGGGUGAAAUGGACUCAUAGUCCCACCACUGCAACCUUGAUUGCAACACCAACCGUGGAUCUCAAGGAAAGAGCUUCCACUAGCACCUCGUCAUCUCUGUCCUCGAGUGAUAGUUGUAAAAAUAGCGAUAGUGGAUCCUGUCAAAAACCAGUUUCAGAAAACGCGUUAACUAUUGGUUUAGCUGUUGGACUUCCAGUCUUUUUAAUUAUUGUAGUAUUAGGGUAUUUUAUGUGGAAGAAUUACCGAAAGGAAAAGAAGGAAGCAUUGGAACAUGAUCCUGAUUUUGAUGAAAAUGGUGAAGCUACUGCAUUACCAGAUUUCCCAAAUCAAAAACAAUAUGAAAUGGAAGAUCCAUUCCAUAAUAGAAACUCGUUAAGAUAUCCAUUACCAGAUGCAAAGAACAUUCAUCCUUCAUCGUCAUCAUUGACUCCAUCUCGUGACCCAUAUAUGGAUAGUGUUAUGUUACCAUAUCAACAUCAAACAGGAUCUAAGCUUUCAUUGGAUGAAUAUGCUAGAAAUCUUAGUGAGUACCAAGCUUAUGGUGCAUCUACUCCUAGGGCAUCCACAUUUAUGGGUGGUGUUCCUCAUGGUCAAUUUCAGAACAAAACAAGAUCUUCAAGUUUUUCAAAUGCUAGCUUGGGAGUUGGUGCAUAUGGACCACCACCCUCCAAGAGUCCAGGACAUUCUCCAACAAAGAAUAGAAAUUUCGUUGAUCUCUCAAAUCCACAAGAACAACAACAACAAGAACCACAACAAAAGCAAAAACAACAACUGCAGCAACCUCCUGCUAGUCCAACGAAAAGAGAGGCUGGUGAGAAAUAUACUGCUGUUCCAAAUCAAUCUACUACAUCAUUUGGUCAAGCAGAAUUUUUCAAUGCAAAGGAAUCUUUUACUUCAAACCAAUCUAGUUCUGAUUUGGAAUCUGUUAGCAAUUCUGAAUCUGAAGAAAGUAGAGAAGUUUCUGGAGCUAAUGGAGAAAAGUUUGCAGUUAAUUAUGAAAAUGAAGGUGAACUUGAUAUGGGAGGUAUAGGGCCAGAUACUACUGUUCAAGAUGGUCACUUCCCUCAAGACCCCCAACUUGAUGAUGAUGAAGAUGACAGAACUUCUUAUAAUACCACCGAAGAACCUCAUGACAUUACUGAUGUUAGAUCAUCCAUCCCACCUCCAAAUGUAGAUUUAUCAUUUGAACAAAGCUCCGCUAAUGGUGAAGGAUACGAGAAUGAUAGAGAAACUAUUCAAGAUAACGAUUACUCCAGAGAAGCUGCUGUAACCUCUCCAUUUGAUGAAGGUGCAAUUCCGUCUGAUCAUGACGCUUUUGAAUUUUCACAGACUAUGGACACGACUGCUUCGUCUGCAAACCAAAGUGGAUUAACAGUACCUACUCAUGAAGAUGAAGGUCAUGAAAAAGGUGCCAAUAAAUUACGAAUGUCAGAUUUCAAUUUAUUGAAAAAUGAUAGUGACGGAGAAGAAGAAGAAUUAACUGAGGACCAAAAGGAAGAAUUGAAGAGAAUGAAAUCAGUUUAUAAUGUUUAUUUUGAUCGUAAUAAUUCUAUCAAGGUUCCGAAUUCUAAGGGAGAUGGAAAUGAAAGUGCUGGGCCAACUACUUUCCAACAUGAUACUUCACAACCAUUACCAGAAUUUGCCCAUAAUCAAAAUUAUUUGAAAAUUAAUAAUCAUUUGAAAACCGAUACUGAUUAUGACAAGAGAAUGACUACCACCUCCUCCAUUUAUACCGAGACACCUGUUUUCUCGCAAGAAGAAAGACAAUACUAUCACCAGCAACAAGAGUUUGUCGACGAGCAGCAGCAGUUUGAUCAACAACAAUACGAACAACAACAAUAUUAUUACCACCAACAACAACAACAACCACGCGAGGCUGUUGAAUUACCUCCAUUACAACAACUUCCUCCACCAUCAGACAUUCGUAAGUCUACGUUACAAACGUAUACGGAUUUCCAACCUAGAUCCAAGAAUCUAAACUUAUCUCCAACCAUGGGAAAACAACCAUUUGUCCCAAUCGAGAAUGAUGGGGUUUGGUCUGCUCCUAUUUCUUCCCCUCAUAAUGGCUCUCAAGCAACUUUUGGAGACGAUGGACAAAAUACUGCCCCACCUCCAUUAACCCACUCAGCUCCAUCAGCCACUCAACUUUCAAGAUCGUCCGUUGUUAUGUUGAAUCCAGUGACUGAAAUCACUAAACAACGUAAGUUCAAACCUGCGGGAUCAAUUGGUGGAAACGGUUCAAGUGGCUCCUUAACCAACCAAUCGAUACGUAAUCAGCAAUAUGCCAACAUUCAUCAAAACCAACAGUACCAAGCCGAACAACAAAAUGACUUGAUCCCUGGCAAUAGAAAGAGUGAUGUCAGAAGGAUGAUGAACACUAAUUUUUAGACGAUUCUUUUACGCAAAAUCUAAGUUUUUUUUUAUUGUAUGCAUAUUAUAUAGUAUAUAUAUACAAAGAAAAGUAUAGUUCUAAUGAUACCUAUAAGGUCUA
Messenger RNA from [Candida] anglica, 2768 nucleotides. NCBI's taxonomy places the organism in Eukaryota, Fungi, Ascomycota, Pichiomycetes, Serinales, Debaryomycetaceae. The record is from the annotation of a GenBank genome assembly.